GCCCUUUAAUCCAAUAACAACAACUCUCACGUAGAGUCCAUCCGUUGCAACAUACAUUAACAGAGAAUAUCUCUUAAUCACCGCAGUGCUGUACGAGCCAUUCGGCUUUAGCGCUUACUUUGAUUGUAGUAAUAAUAAUCAUACUAACUAGUGAAAUAUGUUGAGACAGGAGGAAUUUUUGAAACCUCCAGACAAUGUUGGAUCCGGGACAAAAAAGACAUCCAGAAGACAGGAAAGCAUCAUUGGCACUGCUGAGCUGAUGAAGUUAAGCAAGGCCCGUGCCCAGAAUAUAUUCCUCAGCAUGAUAGAAAAAGCUGUCACUCCUAUCUAUUUUGUUCAACAGGCUCGGUACAUUGAUCCAGCUAUUUAUGAUGACAUAGUCACUGAGAGAGCCUUAACUGGCUUGUGUGGUUAUCCACUCUGCUCUAGACAAUUCACAGACCAGUUCGGGAAGAGGACUUACAUUAUCCGCAACAACAAGGUCUAUGAUAUCUCCGAAAGAAGAAACUUUUGCAGUGCUGUGUGCUAUGAAGCUUCAGAAAUUGUACGGAAACAGCUGGCGAGAGACCCUCUUUAUCUGCGAUAUGAUGAAAACAAGUUUAUUACUGAUGUUAAAAUUCCUAAAAUGAAACGGCUGCAAGGUCUCUCUGGAAAAUUUAUUGAUGUUACAGGAGGAUUGCAAACCCUGGAGGAGGAAAUGAAAUCAUUUACAUCAGUUUCUCAGCUUGCUGAAGAGACCUUAGUCACAUGUUCAGAAAAUACAGUGAUUGAUGAUGAAAGCAAGUUGGAGGGCAAGUCAGAAAACCAGUCAGAAAGCAAGCUAGAAAGCAACCCAGAAAGCAAAUCAGAAAGAAAACUACAAAGCAAAUCAGAAAGCAAGCCAGGAAGCAAACUAGAAAGCAACCCAGAAAGCAAACUGGAAAGCAGGCAAGAAAGCAAGCCAGAAAACAAAUCAGAAAGCAGGCAAGAAAGCAAGCCAGAAAGCAGAUCAGAAUGCAAACCAGGAAGGAAGCCACAAAGUCAUAAAAAUGAAAAAGGGCACAUAAAUAAAGAUCAACAAGAAGCUGGUAUUGACAUAAAUGGAAAUAUGGAAGCCAAAUUAGAGCCUCUUUCUUCUGUCCAUGAAGUAGAGAUGGCAUUAAGAGAGUGGAUGUCUUUCGACUCAUUACGUGAGGUGUUAGGAGACCAGUAUGUACGAGGGAUGUUGGAGCACAUUGGUCGUAAUUGGGAAAAUUAUGACACAGCUUUAGGUCUGAGUUUGGGAGUGGAAGCCAAAGCCAAAUAUAUCACUAUCUGCCGCAAGCUGGAUUACGAGGAGAGGAUGUGCGAAGCAGAGCUACUGAGGACUGAAUGUGUUGUUGCAGACUACAAACCCAAAUGUCCAUUACCUGAUUACCAGCAGCUGCAGAAGGAUGCAAAGCAACUACAAAUGAAGGUUGUAUCAUUUCUUGGAGGAAGUGAUCAGUACGAGCAAGAGGAGGAGGCGGCAGCACACAAGAAAAACAAGAAAGGAAAAGUCAAGAAAACAGAUGAACAAGAUGACUCACAUGUAGUACUUCCUUUCAUUGAUAAUUACUCUCAGCUUUCUUGGCGUCAAUACAUUGUGGAAGAAAAAAUUAAAGCAUACUUACAACAGAUUAUCAGUGUGACAUAUCUAAACGGUCUGGAAGUUCACCGCCUGCUGAAGGCCCUUAUUGCAACAUUUGAUUUGACUCCAAAAAACAUCUCCUUUAAACCUAAACAGUGGCGACUCAUCACCAUUAUCCUGCUUAAAAUGUUAACAGUAAGAUAUCCUGUAAUCUUAGAGGCAUUGAAGAGCACAGAUGCAGUCAACAUUCAAAAGAUGGUCCUCUCCACUUUUGGUCUCGACUUGGAUUACUGCGACCGUAUUCUAUCUUAUUUAACAGAAAUAAACUAUAUUAUGUGCAAAAAUUUAAAAAAAGAAGGGAGCAUCCAGAUCCAACAAGAUGAAUUGUACCCAAACAAUGGAAUAAUAAUCCAAGGGGAGUGUAAUGUGGACAAAGCUGAUAGUCAUGACACCAGCACAAGCAAUGCACCAAGCCAGGGUAAGCAUAGCUUGGACCAAGUUCCAAUCACUACAGCAAACCAAGCAGUAUGCAGUUUGAACCAAGUUAGUACUCUUGAAACAAACACUGACUUCGAAAGUGCAGCUCAGCAAGACCAUGAAGAUGUUAGUAGCAGUAAGCAAGAGAACCUAUCAAAUAAUCAUCAGGUGACAUUGGAAAGUUUUAAUUUUAAAGAAAAUUGCACAGAUGCUGAGGAACUUGGACUGAAAGAAAUUUUUUAGCAUGUUGCCUCUGACUAACAACAAUGUAUUGUUUUCCACCCUGCAUUUGCUUUCUUCAGCUGCUAUGUCAGUUUGCCUUGAGACAUCAUGGCAAGACUAGGUAAGGGGUAAUGUCUAGUCUAAAUAGGGAAAUAUUUUGUUAUACAGUAAGACAAUGUUGGAUUAAUUCAUGGUAUGUAGACAUUAUUGCUUUGCAUACAAUAAUUUUGUGCAUUAAAUUCAAUGGGGUUGCAGUACUGCAAGUAGUGGGGUGUGAAAAGUAGGGUUAGUGAGAAUACACAAUUGAAAUCAUGGUGCAAUAGGUUAUUUUUUAUUACAGUACUGUA
Cherax quadricarinatus is the source of this 2634-nucleotide messenger RNA. Its product is annotated as putative RNA polymerase II subunit B1 CTD phosphatase rpap2. Gene Ontology annotation, molecular function: RNA polymerase core enzyme binding; RNA polymerase II CTD heptapeptide repeat phosphatase activity. NCBI's taxonomy places the organism in Eukaryota, Metazoa, Arthropoda, Malacostraca, Decapoda, Parastacidae. The record is from RefSeq and is a predicted model, not a curated record. Gene Ontology annotation, cellular component: cytoplasm; nucleus.